Nothobranchius furzeri (turquoise killifish) is the source of this 1248-nucleotide messenger RNA. RefSeq names its product centromere protein H (gene cenph). Lineage: Eukaryota; Metazoa; Chordata; Actinopteri; Cyprinodontiformes; Nothobranchiidae. Gene Ontology annotation, molecular function: kinetochore binding. The record is from RefSeq and is a predicted model, not a curated record. Gene Ontology annotation, biological process: kinetochore assembly; mitotic spindle organization; chromosome segregation. Gene Ontology annotation, cellular component: nucleus; kinetochore.
ACGAACUUCAAAGAACGUAGUGUAAACAGCUAGGGCAGCGACCCACAUACCGAGAGGAAAUUGACAUUAUCGCUGUUGUUAACUCGUAAAUAAUGGCGUUUAAUGCAGCCAGCGAAGGUUUUGAUACGUUUUAUUGAGUCGUUUAAGUAGCUUGUGUAGCAGUAUUACAAACUCGUAAGAGUAGCGUUAGUUUGAGAGGACAAUAGCCGGGACGCAGCUUUGUGUUCAUGUGACAUUUUAACUUGUUUUAUUCAGGUACGAUGUUUUUUGUUUUUGUUUUUUCCAUCCCAGGAGCUAACUACUGUGCAGAUGGUCGUAGAGAAUAACCUGAUAAUUUAGGUUUCGGAUGGUUUGGGCCGUCUUUAACCCGUACCAACGCUUCAGCUCAGGUUUUGUCACCUAAACACCCCAGAGUUUGGUAUCGAUUUGUCCUUUCACACAUGGAUGCAUCAGAAGGCUUGGCGAUUGUAAAUCGGAUGGUGGAGACCGUAGCUCUAAGUGAUGAUGCAGAUCCUGGGAGCUCCACCACACCGAAGGAGACUUCACCCACAGACAUGCUGAGAUUAAAACAGCAGAUGUCCAAUCAGUGCUUUGAGAUGGAAGUACAGCUCAACGCAGGCAAAAAUAAAAGAUCCUGCAGCGCAUCCGAAGCAGAAAGAGACUUACCAGACUUCAUGAGUGAGCUUGAAGAGGCGAAGGUGGUUCAUUUUAACAGCACAUUGGCGCUGCACAGAAUGCAGAUGUGGCACGCUUUGGAAGAAAAUAUGAUCCAGAGCGACCCAGAGGAAGAAUCUCUGAAAUUUGUGAGUGACCGCUGCACGUUUCUGUGUUCACGGAUAAAAAAACUUCAGGACGAGGCGAGUAAACUUCAAGAAGAAAUUACAGAAACACAGAAGAACAGGCUUGAGAUUAAGCGUCAAACGCAUGAGAAAAUGAAAGAGAUGGAAGGCCUAAUGUCCAAGAUGGAGCACCCAGAUUCAGAGAAAUACAAAGCUGCUUUGGAGAAAGGCCAGGCAAACCUGGAGAAAUAUAAAAAGAUGGCCAUAAUGACACAGAAUGUCCUUCAGAGCAUUCUCACAGCCUGUAAAGUCAACUGGCUGGAUGACCCCAAACUUCAAGAGAUUGCCAUGACGCUGGAGGAGUUUUCUAUCCCUGACUAGAGACUAACGUCAUUUUAAAUUUUAUUAUUUUUAAAGUGCAAAUGUGAAGAACUGUUGGAAAUUCAAAUAAAAUUAUCAUUUAUCAAAA